AUGGGCUCUCGCCUCUAUAAGAGCCACUUGACUAUCCAGGCAACCAUGAAAACCCAGACGCAACGAAUCGGAGAGAUGCUCGACAGACUCGAUACGACCCUACUACCUGCCAACCAGCGCCCUGAAUACCAGCCAUGGUCGAAGCAGUACCUCAAGUCCGAGUGGCUUAGAUUUAUGAAUGGUCAGUACACUGCCAUGCAGUCCAAAACCAAGGGCCUCGUCAAUCAAUGGGUUCCCAAGAUGGAAGCUGCGCAUGCAACGCAGGCAGAGAAGGACAAGUGGAAGGACGCCUCGAGUGAUCCACCGGUGGUGUUACUUAUGAGAUAA
This is a messenger RNA of Bipolaris sorokiniana ND90Pr, 327 nucleotides long. RefSeq lists its product as uncharacterized. Lineage: Eukaryota; Fungi; Ascomycota; Dothideomycetes; Pleosporales; Pleosporaceae. The record is from RefSeq and is a predicted model, not a curated record. The transcript has a single exon. The coding region runs from base 1 to 327 and encodes 108 amino acids.